AAUUAUUGAUACAAUCUUACUAAUUUGCUAUGAACUUAUUAUAAAUGUUAGUCAACUUUCUUAAUAGCUAGUUGGAGAAUUGCUUUUGCGGGUUGACCCGUGACCCAGCCGCACACAUUCGCCACCCAUCCAACUCAACCCGUAAAAUUAUGUGGGUGGAUUGCGGGUCACAAUUAUUCCAACUCGCUAGUAAAUGAAUGGGUCAAUUUGAAACCAAACCCACCCAACCCGUCAUUCCCGCCCCUAAUUAAACCCCUUAUUUUUGUCCAUGUCGCACCCUCGUUACUUAUCCGCGCCUUACGCUUCUCUCUCCCUCCAAAACCCCUUUUCCGAAUCCCUCACAAACUUCAAAAUUUACCCUCUCCGCUCUCUUCCCACUCUAGGGUUUCUGCUCUGUUCUCCCUCGUGGCCUUGUCCCACCUUCGCAAAUGGCAAGGUACCGGAGCCGCAGCCGGAGCUACAGCCCCCGCCGCCCUCGCAGCAGGACUCCUCCUCGAUCGCGAAAGCGGUACGACGACGAUGGCAGCGACGACGAGCCUCGCGAUCGUUAUCGCGACAGCCGCUCCCGCAGAGACCGACGCUCCCCUCUUCCUUCUGGUUUGCUCGUCCGCAACCUCCCUCUCACCGCUAGCGUUGAAGAUCUUAGGAUCCCGUUUCAGAAGUAUGGCCCUGUGAAGGAUGUCUAUCUGCCUAAGAAUUACUAUACUGGGGAGCCUCGAGGUUUUGGGUUCGUGAAGUUCCGUCAUGGUGAGGAUGCUGCGAUAGCAAAGGAAAGGCUGAAUCAUAAAGUUAUUGGUGGACGGGAGAUUCGUAUUGUUUUUGCUGAGGAAAACAGGAAAACUCCUCAGGAGAUGUCUUCAACUGGUGGUCGUACAAGUCGACAUGGAGGCGGCAGUAGACAUAGAUCACCACCAAGGUCUCCAAGACGCAGAUUCCGAUCUUCAUCACGUUCUGCCUCCCCACCUAGGAGAGACUCGAGGGAUAGCAGAGUGAAGGAUGACCACCGGUCUUCAAGAAGAUCUAGAUCACUCUCUAGAUCAUACUCUCCACAAGAUAAAGCAAGAGAGUACAAGUCUAAGAGGAGAUCUCAGAGUCCAGUUCGUAACGGUCAUAUUCCUCGAGAAGCACAGGAUCAUGCCUCUGGCAGAUUGAUGAGUCCUGGGGAUAAUGGGCGCAGCCCGCUGUCUCGUUCAAGGUCAUAUGACUAAUGUGCACGUGCCUGAUUGCAAUCCUCUCGUCGCCUGAUCUUCUGUGCACUGCUCUGUUGGAUGCUUGAUGACUGAUGUGAGUCUGUGAGCCUUAGAUGUAAUCAACGUUUUCUUCCAUUCUCCCAGCGUUUAUUUUCUCCCCCUCCCUUACCGUCUUUAGGUCUAGUUUCGUUAGACUGAAUAGUACUCUUUUGAUGCUAGUGGAUGCUGUAAUCUCUCUUUUUUUAUUCUUUUUUAACAUUUUCACUUUGUAUAAAUUUGUAGUUUGAUAAACAUGAGAUUCAGCAUAUGCUGUCCGAUUAGUUGGUUGUUUGCACUUUGCAUCUAGUUUUUGUUUGCAGAGGUUAUCUUUAGAAGAUAACUCUCUAGUUGAAAAAUGAUAUGAUACAACCGCGAUCUCGUUUGAAUGUAGUAGAUAAUAGCGGAGCUCGAUAAUUGAUUUGCAUGAACAGUCAUAUUCUGUAAAGCAUGUAUCAGAGAUCAGACAGGAUCGGUGGCAGAAUACGCUCCGUUGACUUUCUCCGACGGGAGAGUUGCUGGACUGAUCAGGAGAUUUCUAGUAUUGAGGACUAGCCGAGAUUUAUACCUUGAUGAUGAUGGGGCUUGAAAUAUAUGAACACUAAGGCGUUUGGAUGCAGUAAAAUGCACCAAAAUAAAGAGGGAAUUGGACU
Messenger RNA from Linum trigynum, 1879 nucleotides. Lineage: Eukaryota; Viridiplantae; Streptophyta; Magnoliopsida; Malpighiales; Linaceae. The record is from the annotation of a GenBank genome assembly.